Messenger RNA from Alternaria postmessia, 714 nucleotides. RefSeq lists its product as uncharacterized. The record is from RefSeq and is a predicted model, not a curated record. NCBI's taxonomy places the organism in Eukaryota, Fungi, Ascomycota, Dothideomycetes, Pleosporales, Pleosporaceae. The coding region runs from base 1 to 714 and encodes 237 amino acids. The transcript has a single exon.
AUGGCGGACACAGUCGAGGAGAGCAAGCAGUCUAUGUCGGGAGAGGGAAACGCAGAUGCCAACGCCUCGGUAGGCGCAAAGGGCAGCGCGGAAUCAUCGAGUAAGAAAACCGAAAGGAAGACGCCGAAGAAGCUGGGCGGAAAGAAGCCUCAACAGCAGCCCACUCCUGACGCCACUCCUGCCCCCGAAAGCGAUGGCGAAGGGAAAGCUGAGAACGAGGACGCAGAAUCCAAGAAGCAAAGCAACGGCGGCGACGCCGACAACGAAUCCGACGCGGAACCCCAACAAGAGAAGAGCAAGUCGCAAUCGAGACGCCGCCAGUCGCGUGGCCGUGGCCGACGAGGCGCAGACUCCGGUGCCGAAUCUGAUGCGCGAUCCGAUGUCUCGCAGUCUGGAGGCCGUCGCAACCGCCAGCGCCAAAAGAAGGGCGGCAAGGGCGGAGGCCCCCUAGACGACAUCACCGAGAACGUGCCCGGAGCCGACGCCCUCAGUGGAGCCGGCGACAUGGUCCAAAACACUGCUGGUAACGCCGUCAACUCGGUCGGUGACACUGCUGGAAAGGCCCUUGGUGGUCUCACUGGCGGCGGCGGCGGUGAAGAGGAGGGCGGAAAGGACGGAGGUGAACAGCUGAGACUGCGAUUGGAGCUCAACCUCGACAUUGAGAUUCAGUUGAAGGCCAAGAUUCACGGUGAUCUUACGCUUGGAUUGCUGUAA